UGUCGUUACUACUGUGGCAAUGAUAACCAGCCUUGGCUUACAACAUGUCGUCAAGCAACAGCCAGAGCCCGCCUGACCAUAUCCCGAGAUAUGGGGGCAGGGCGGAAUCAUUUAAACGACAAAACACCGCCGAUUCAACGCGCAGCACUAGGAAGCGUCAACGCACAGAAUCAUUCCUAGUCCGGGCGAGAAGAGAACAAGAAUCAGCAAGACCUCGGGGGCACCAAGAGAAAUACCCCGUAUACGCUGGCUUGAGCUGGGAGGCUCUUCAAGGCUACUUAUUGAAAAGGUGGCCUAAUGAAACAUUCAAAGAGGAAAGAAGAGACGACAAUUGGGUUUUCCAGACUCCAGAGCCUUUAACUGAGAAGGAUAAAGCCGAAAUAAACAAACUUAGAGACAGCAUUUCACAAGGUCGGCGGGACUCAGUAUCCCCAGAGCCUUAAACAGGCUGGCAGGUCACCAUACGAUCUCUUAAGCGCCCACUGUAUUGCCCCUUGGCGGCGGGGUUAUGAUUUGGCAAAAGUAUGGGUGGGGGAGUAUUGUGGCGGCUUACUGGUUUAUGUAUUUUCGGCGCUAUAGCUGCAGGCUGGGUUCGUUUUGAUACCCCCGAUCUAGCAGGGUUUCUACAGUUGUAUCUACUGUGUGAUAAUUAUACUGAUCAAAGUGGAAAAUCUCCUGCCCUACCUAGGUAGUGUUUUCGGUGAAUAAGUCGUAUCUUACCCACAAUAUGCCCUCGUAUC
This is a messenger RNA of Hypoxylon trugodes, 740 nucleotides long. RefSeq lists its product as uncharacterized. The record is from RefSeq and is a predicted model, not a curated record. The transcript is spliced from 3 exons. NCBI's taxonomy places the organism in Eukaryota, Fungi, Ascomycota, Sordariomycetes, Xylariales, Hypoxylaceae. The coding region runs from base 45 to 443 and encodes 132 amino acids.